AGGCAGGACUCAGAAGCAUGUGGAAAAACGACUGAAGAAUUAAGGGAGCAGUUGUUGUGAAUUCAUCUGCUCUUUCCUGUGUUGCUGUCGCGCGUGCGUGUCCUCCGACGGCCCCCGAUCCCAUCCUCCUCGUCCCGCCGCCGCCUCCUUCACCGGGACCAAAUGCAGCGGGUCGUCGUCAUGCGCCACGGCGAUCGCCUCGACCACUCCGAGCCUAUGUGGCCAGCCAACAAGCCGUGGCCCUGGGACCCGCCGCUCGACGACGCCGGACUCCUCCGCGCCUGGACCGUCGGGAAGUGCAUCAGGGCCGCCGCCGCCAAGCAGGGAUGGGCCCUCCACCGGGUCCUCGUCUCCCCGUUCCUGCGAUGCCGACAGACCGCCGCGCGGGCGGUCGCCGCGCUAUGCGCCGUCCCCGACGACGACGCGCUGCUCGCGGUCGGCGACCCGGACAAUGUGCCCCUCGACACCUCACGCAUCAAGGUGUCUAUCGAGUAUGGAUUGUCUGAGAUGAUGAACACUCAAGCAAUGGGUGUUAUUGUUAGCAAGCUAGCUUCCAGCAUCAACAAGUGGUUCCCUGACUUACCAGAGCUCGAAGCCGACUUCCCGGCUGGAACCAUCGACCAUUCUGCAGAACCAAUCUACCCGGAGGUACCGAAGUGGGAGGAAUCUGUCAUGGAGGCAAGAAGCAGAUAUGCAAGCAUCAUCAAGGCUCUUGCUGACAAAUAUCCUCAUGAAAACCUGCUCUUAGUAACACACGGUGAGGGUGUUGGUGCAUCGGUGUCUUACUUUGAGAUGGGACUAGAGAUCUACGACGUGGAAUACUGUGCUUACUCUGUUCUGGAGAGGCAGGUGUCUGCGGAGCUUGAUGAUGAGCAUGGGGGCUUUACCGCGGAUAGCUUCAAGGUGCUGACAAAGAGUGGCAGCACAGGCAUCCGAUACGCCUCGGUGUCAGAGGGCUAGUUUGUUGGUUGAGCAGUACUGGAACUGACUCCAUCACGGUGAACCAAUAUUUACCGGUUGCUUAUUACAUUCUGUCCCCAUUAAUUCAGCUUGCAGGUGGAUACACCUGGUGUUCUACAUAUACUUGAUUCUGAGUUCGUAAUGUAGUAGCUAGGAUUGCUUUGUUUGUUUCAUAUAGCAUGGUCAGUGCAGGGGAUGAAUAAACAAACGUGCUAGUAGAUUUUUUGAAGUAGGAAUAAGUGGAUUGCCUUUUUAACACUUUCAAUUCAACGUCGAGUACUCAUAUCAA
Molecule: messenger RNA, 1249 nt
Organism: Sorghum bicolor (sorghum)
Lineage: Eukaryota; Viridiplantae; Streptophyta; Magnoliopsida; Poales; Poaceae
Exons: 4
Coding region: 163-960 (265 amino acids)
Source: RefSeq, a predicted model, not a curated record